This is a messenger RNA of Paralichthys olivaceus (Japanese flounder), 1259 nucleotides long. It is a transcript of the gene akap14, whose product is annotated as A-kinase anchoring protein 14. Gene Ontology annotation, molecular function: protein kinase A regulatory subunit binding. The record is from RefSeq and is a predicted model, not a curated record. NCBI's taxonomy places the organism in Eukaryota, Metazoa, Chordata, Actinopteri, Pleuronectiformes, Paralichthyidae. Gene Ontology annotation, cellular component: cAMP-dependent protein kinase complex.
GCUUUACGAUUCAUAACUGGUGAUAACGUCAUUACUAAACUACUGUCCCUCUUCAGACAGUGCAAACAGAAAGAGGACCAACAGAGGGCUCCAUCGAAGGCCUUGGUAACCAUAGAAACUCCUAGCAACAAAAACGGAUGGUGACAACAGCUUUCACAGAGCAGAUCACAAAUAAGUUGCUUGAUCGAAACAUGGAAAACCGUGCAUCGCCAUCCAAUGUGAGUUUCACAGCAGAGUCAGCUCAGCUUAUGAAAAUCCUGCUGGAGAGACACACUCACACCGGGGAUCAGGAGGAAACCCCUGAGACGACGAGUGUGGACUGGGUGUCCAGCGAGGACUUCACGGUCGACGAGGGGAAGAGACAGAUCGGGGAGCACAUCCGAACCUGGGAGCUGCAGCCCCGCUGGUUCCACAGCCUGGAUUUCCUCUGCACGACCGAGGAGCAGCAUCUCACCUUCCACCACUACCGGGCCCGCUUCAGCACCCCGACCCCGAGGGAGCCGAUCCAGGGGACGGCUUGCGUCUACUUUGUCAUGUGCGAGUCUAAACUCAGAGCCCGGGAUCAGCCCGUGGAAGUGGGCUUCGUGGUGGAGUCGAACAGGCUGGUGCACAAACCCGGAGCCACCAGGUUCACGGAGAAGUGGCUGUUGGAGGUGAUCGAGAGCAAGGCUGCGCUGCGACAUGCGGCAGAAGCACCUAGAUCAGCCCCGAGAGCCACAUCCAGCUAGCAAGUGUUAGCUCAAAUGAAGUCUAUUAAAAUGAAAACGACUCGCUAGCAGCUUCUGAAUUGUUUCCCCAACAGUUACUGCAUCGUCAAAUGUGAGCGAGUUUCCAAACUAUUUCCAGCAGCCGCAUUCAUGAACAGACACGUUUUAUUUUAACACAUGUGCUUAUUUAAAUGGCAAAACACCGCUUGAGCGUGCUGUUAGAAGGCUAGCUUGCUAACCACACGACUUAACGUUUGCUAGCCACAUGCUAAUUAGCCUCUGCUAGCCUGGUGAAUGCGGUGUUUUCCACGCAGUAUCACGCAUGAAACCGCACAAGUCUUUUUCUUACCUUACACGACACAGAGCGCAGCCGAAAUGUUUCAUUCUAUGAGAACCUGGUCGGAAAAAAAUAAACAGGAAGUAGACAGGAAGUGACGCAAUAGGCCUGUUUUAAGGGGCAAUGUUUUAUUUCUGUCGUAAGGUGUCGACAAACACCUUUAUCAUUGACAGAAAAUACUUCUAUUCAAAUAAAUGUGGGCCCGUGAAUUACAA